AUGUCUUCGGAAAUAGAUUACGUUUCAUCAUUAAUAUCAAUACAAACAAAUUUAUAUAAAUACGGUGGACCAAUUUUGAUGAUUCUGGGUACUGUAAGUUGCGUACUUAGUUUGAUUGUUUUUACAAAAAAAAAUCUACGUAAAAAUCCAUGUGCAAUAUAUUUGGUAGCGUAUAAUAUUGGUAAUCUUCUACAAAUUUAUACAACUAUGUUAUUAGCGAUACUAUCAAGUGGUUAUAAUAUCGAUCCUACUUUAUAUAGUCUGAGUUUCUGUCAUUUUCAUUAUUAUAUACUGCUUUUGUCUACUGCUUUAAGUCCAUCUUAUUUAAUAUUGGCAUCAAUUGAUCGAAUAUUAAUCUCUUCAUCAAAUGCUCUAACACGACAACAAAGCACUUUACGUCGAACUUACAUAUGCAUCAUAAGUGUAACAUUCUUUUGGUUAUUAGCUCAUAUUCAUGCAUUUCUUCUGACACAUAUUAUGGAACCACUACCAAAUCUUAUCAUUUGUUCUUUCCAGCCUGGAUUCUAUUUAACAUUCAUAAAUUAUUAUAUGAUUUCAAUCCAAUACAUUCUUAUUCCUUUAUUAAUGAUUAUUUCGGGAGUAUGGACUGUGAGAAAUCUUCGAAAAAUACGUCCAGUCAAUUUUGCUAUUGUCAACACAGCUACUGUUACUGUGCGUCCUACUCAUUCAAAAGAUAGUCAACUUAUUCAAUUUUUAAUUAUUGAUAUUAGCAUAUAUAUUAUAUUCAGUGCAAUGAUGCCACCUGCUCUUAUAUAUUUACAAAUACUUCAAACUCGAUCAUAUAGUUUUGCUGAAUAUCAGCUCGUAGUCCUACUUAUGAAUGUUGCUAUGUUCAGUUCUUAUAUCCCAUUUUGUGUUGGCUUCUAUACUAAUUUUCUCGUGUCUAAAAAAUUUCGAUUUGAAGUCAAAAGUAUUAUAAAAUGGAGUACAACUGAUCGAACAGUAGGUGAUAAACCGAAUAAUGCCGGUCCUUAUAUUCGUCGUCGAUCGGAUGUUGGAGUUAAUGAAUCAACUUCACUGGCAUUAUCUAAUUCAGUUGAUAAUUCUAAAUGGCGAGUAAAUUGUGAUGAAGAAACUAAAGUACAACGAGAACGUCGAUCAACACAAAGUAUUACUGUUGAAGAUAUUAAAGCAACUGAACAACAAAUUAAAAAUCGUUCAGAUAAACUUCCAUAA
Adineta steineri is the source of this 1197-nucleotide messenger RNA. Lineage: Eukaryota; Metazoa; Rotifera; Eurotatoria; Adinetida; Adinetidae. The record is from the annotation of a GenBank genome assembly.